This is a messenger RNA of Quercus lobata, 1093 nucleotides long. Its product is annotated as thioredoxin domain-containing protein 9 homolog. The record is from RefSeq and is a predicted model, not a curated record. The coding region runs from base 176 to 814 and encodes 212 amino acids. The transcript is spliced from 4 exons. NCBI's taxonomy places the organism in Eukaryota, Viridiplantae, Streptophyta, Magnoliopsida, Fagales, Fagaceae.
CAAAAAGAAAACGAAAGGAAACAAAACAAAACGACGUCGUAGUUGUAUAUUAGCCUUGGCCCUUUGCCCUUCUCCCAAAAUCACCAUUUCCCUCUCACUCUCACUCUCCUUCUACAUACAUACAUCUGAAAGCAUUUUCAACAUACAUCUGAGAGAUCUUGCCCAAUUUCCAACAAUGGAGCACCCUAAAGUUCAAGAGAUUAUAGAGAAGCAAGUGCUGACGGUGGCGAAGGCCAUGGAGGACAAGCUAGACGAGGAGAUCUCGGCACUGGAUCGCCUUGACCUCGACGAUCUGGAGGUGCUCAGAGAAAGGAGGCUCCAGCAGAUGAAGAAGAUGGCCGAGAAGCGGAGCCGUUGGAUCUCCCUCGGCCACGGCGAGUACACCGAGAUCUUCUCCGAGAAGGACUUCUUCUCCACCGUCAAGGCCAGCGAUCGCGUUGUCUGCCACUUCUACCGCGAAAACUGGCCCUGCAAGGUUAUGGACAAGCACCUGAGUAUUCUGGCAAAGCAGCAUUUAGAGACACGUUUUGUGAAAAUCCAUGCUGAAAAAAGUCCAUUCUUGGCCGAGAAGCUCAAGAUCAUUGUUCUUCCAACCCUUGCCCUCAUAAAGAAUGCCAAAGUUGACGACUAUGUGGUGGGAUUUGAUCAGCUUGGGGGGACGGAUGAGUUCAGCACAGAGGAACUGGAGGAAAGGUUGGCUAAAUCCCAAGUUAUCUCUUUUGAGGGUGAAUCAUCUCUAAAUGCAUCUAGAUCUGGUUCACAAGCCAGGAGUGUCAGGCAAAGCACAAAGGCAGACUCAUCAGAUUCAGAGUAAGCCUUUGUUGCUGCAGAUUGUGAUCUAAUUUUGUCAUUUGGAUCACCACCCUUAUUUUAUCUUAAUAGAGAUGAAUAUUUGAUGGCUACCAUAAGGAGUGGCCUGGUGUUUUGGAGUUUUGUGUAAUCAAAAUUUUAGAUGUAACCCUACUGUAUGUAAAAUUCAUGCUAUCUUCUUGAAAUUAUCCUUUGGUAUUGGAGUGGUAUCAGUCCUUGUACUCAUGCAAUUUCGUAAUCUUUUGAAAAAGAUGUCUUCCUUAUUAGUGAAGUUUUGAAGUUA